Molecule: messenger RNA, 1321 nt
Organism: Orcinus orca (killer whale)
Lineage: Eukaryota; Metazoa; Chordata; Mammalia; Artiodactyla; Delphinidae
Gene: MILR1
Product: mast cell immunoglobulin like receptor 1
Exons: 8
Coding region: 35-994 (319 amino acids)
Biological process (GO): cell surface receptor signaling pathway
Molecular function (GO): transmembrane signaling receptor activity
Source: RefSeq, a predicted model, not a curated record
CAUUUUGAAGCUUGAAUCUCCAAACCAAAACAACAUGUGGAAAAAGAGUUUUCUCAUGUUGCUUUUCUCUCUUUCAGUUCAGAAGGCUGCACUGGAUUGUGAAAGAAUGAGAAAAACAAAUGAAUUCCCUUCUCCAAAUUUGAACUCACAAACGGAUGCAGUCAUGAGGGGUCAGAAUGUAUCUCUAUCUUGUUUCAACCAGAACAAAUCACUGCGGAUCACCUAUUUCUUGUUUCGGGGUGAGAAAUGCCUGAGCACCCAGAAUGGACCCAUGACUUUUAACCUAACAAUCUCAGAAGCCCGUGACUUGGGCCCCUACAAAUGCAAAGCCCAAGUUUCUGACUGUUCAAAAUACAGUCGUGAGUUCAACUUCACAUUUGUCGAUCCAGUGACUGCACCAGUGCUGAACAUCAGUGUUGUUCAAACAAAAACAGACAGAUACGUAAUGCUACGCUGCAUCUCAUUCAACGGCUCUCUGCCCAUCAAUUAUACUUUCUUUGAAAAAAACAUGGCCAUAUCACCAGUUAUCUCCAAGAAUGUAAGGGAGCCUGCUGAAUUUAACUUAACCAAGAAUAACACUGGAGAAGGGAAAGAGUAUAGGUGUGAAGCUAAAAACAGAUUGCCUGACCAUGCAAAAUACAGUCAACUCAUCACCAUACCCUCAACAGGAGGAGAGAGCUGUCCUUUCUGCCUGCAGCUACUGCUUCUGGGGUUUCUGCUUCUGGUGCUAAUAGUAAUAAUCCUAAUUCUGGCAUUUUGGACGCUACCAAAGUACAAAGCAAGAAAAGCUACGAAAGAUAAUGCACCCAGAGUCUAUGGAAAUACACCCGUGGAAGAUGGAAUAUAUACAAAUAUCUGUAAAAAUCAAGCAGGGACUGAAUGCUCUCAGGAGAUACAUUAUGCCACCCCCAUGUUCCAGGAGGUGGCACUGAGAGAUCAGGAAACCUGUAAUGAUUGUAAAACUGGAUAUGUCUAUUCUGAACUCAUCUUCUGAGAUUUAAAGAUAGAAACUACAUCUCAGGGCAUGGACCAUUUCCCCCAUGACCACACCAUUUAAUAAAGAAUAAUUGUUCAACCACUAUGCUCUUCAUAAGUGCAUCCUGGAAGCGCUACAACAAUCAUCUACCCAUCCCUAUGCCCAUUAAAGGUUCAGAAGCAGACACACAGAGCAAAAGCCAUGUCUAAAUUCUAAAACAAAAACUGGUGACCUUGAAAAGGUGUCUGAAGAAAAUGGCACCUGCAGUCACCAUUGGAGGAAGGCAAGAUUACUCAACAAGUACACAUUUAUUAUCCAUUGCCAUUAAAAUUUGCUCUCAGCUUC